CAGAGGUACAUGAGAAAUAGAGAGGACUUUCUCCAGUCCACUUCCUUUCUGAGGAUUCUUGCCUAUGGCCCAAUUCCUACAAGGUUGAGUAAGAUGUUUUGAUGUCAGCAGUGACACUGCCAGGAAAGCAGGUCUGCAGAAUGGAGCUACAUCACAGGCAACAAUGCACGGUCUUCCCAGAAAGGGCCCCAGUUCGAGUCUCUGGACUUCCUGGAGAAAGGGUGUUAGGAGAUGUUAAGGAGACCACCUGGAAAGGCUUUAGCAAUGGUUGGGUGGAAAAGAAGGCAGUGGUGAUUGGGCUAAGUCUGAAAACUCUACAAAUGGCCAACAAGGAGCUUUUGGCUUUGCUGUUCAGCUUGAAAGGAAAAAAAAACCGUUAUGGGAAACAGGUGUAGUUUGCACACUCUGGGGCACUGUUGGUGAAACGUUCUUGAAAAGACACCUGCCCGAUGCAACCAAGGCUAAAUUUAAUCUGCUCCUCUUAUCAUCAAUCCAAGGAUGUGGGGAGUGGAAGUCAGCCACACCUGGCAAAGCGCCACGGGUCAUAGAAAUAAAAACCUAGCAGCACCCGGGACCUAAACCUCCAGGGAGUAGCAACCAAAAUGACUUUUCUGUGGGCGUCUCUCACUUACCUAGUGCUCCUUGAUGUUGCCUGUGCCAUUAAGCCCAAUGUGAAAAAUACAGAGAGAAUUAUCAACGGGAUGGAUGCCAGUCGUGGUUCUUGGCCCUGGCAAGUCUCACUACAGACUAACUCACGUUUCCAUAUAUGUGGUGGUUCCCUGAUCAAUGAGAAUUGGGUUGUUACAGCUGCUCACUGCAAUGUGAAACCGGGAGUACAUUUUGCUUUCUUUGGACUGCAUAACAGACUUGAUAAUGCUGCGCCAGUCCAAUGGCGAUCCAUAAUCAAGGUGAGUGGCUCAUUUAGGACUAUGCGAGGUGAUUCUGGUGGUCCUCUGGUAUGCCAGAAAGGCUCAAGCUGGUCUCUGGUUGGGAUCGUCUCCUGGGGAAGCCCCAACUGUAACGUCUGGACUCCUGCUGUCUACGCCCGCGUCUCCAAAUUCCGCAACUGGAUUGACCAAACAGUAGCUAGAAAUUGAUGACACCCAUGGGAAACACAAGACAAAUGCUGUCACUGGGAUUCCGCCCCCCACCCCACCAUGGAAAA
This is a messenger RNA of Notechis scutatus (mainland tiger snake), 1165 nucleotides long. NCBI's taxonomy places the organism in Eukaryota, Metazoa, Chordata, Lepidosauria, Squamata, Elapidae. The record is from RefSeq and is a predicted model, not a curated record.